This is a messenger RNA of Cotesia glomerata, 1712 nucleotides long. Its product is annotated as zinc transporter 2-like. Gene Ontology annotation, biological process: response to zinc ion; zinc ion transmembrane transport. Bases 108 to 1334 code for a protein of 408 amino acids. Gene Ontology annotation, molecular function: zinc ion transmembrane transporter activity. Lineage: Eukaryota; Metazoa; Arthropoda; Insecta; Hymenoptera; Braconidae. The transcript has 7 exons. Gene Ontology annotation, cellular component: plasma membrane. The record is from RefSeq and is a predicted model, not a curated record.
CUUAGUUAAAGCAUCGUGCAAUUCACGUAAAAUUAUAAUUGUUUCAUCAGUGAUCAAUUGAUGAGACUUAGUAUAUAAAAGUAUUUUUAAUAAGUGUAAUAUUAAUUAUGUCUUCAGAUACUUCUUAUUCAGAUCUGGAUUCGCACGAGAAUAGUCCUAUUGCAAAAUUCAAAGAUCAAGCCGCCUUUGGAUACGGCACAAGCAUUCCACCCAACAACAAUGAAUCAAUUUCUACGGAUACAUCCAGUAAAAGAGUAAUUUUUUGUGUGCAUGGAAAAUUAUCUGGAUGUUGUACAGUUAUUAAAAAUACUGAUAAUGAAGUUUCUGUAGGCAAUUACCCAAGUCGUUCUCAGGAGUAUUUUUCAGCUGAAGAUCAUUGUCAUAGAGAAAGAGAUGAAGCUAUUGACAAGAAAGCUAGACGGAAAUUAAUAAUUGCAUGUGUAUUAUGUGUUAUAUUUAUGAUUACUGAGAUAGUUGGUGGAAUAUUAUCAAACAGUUUGGCAAUAGCAACGGAUGCAGCUCAUUUACUUACAGACUUUGCAUCAUUUUUAAUAUCACUGCUUUCGCUAUGGAUCGCGAGUCGACCUGCAACGAGAAAAAUGCCAUUUGGCUGGUACAGAGCCGAGAUUAUUGGAGCGCUUACUUCGGUUUUGCUGAUAUGGGUAGUAACUGGAAUACUUUUUUACCUCGCUGUUGAAAGAAUAGUCAACAAAGACUUUGAAUUGGAUGCUGAAAUGAUGCUGAUCACUUCUGUCAUUGGCGUUGCGGUAAAUCUUGUAAUGGGGUUGACACUACAUCAACAUGGCCACGGUCAUGGACAUGAGCACGGACAUGGUCACAACCAUGAAAAAGAUCAGAAUAUUAAUGUCAGAGCUGCUUAUAUUCAUGUUAUUGGCGAUUUUAUUCAGAGUACUGGCGUUUUUGUUGCUGCCUUGAUUAUUUAUUUCAAGCCAACCUGGAGUAUUGUUGAUCCCAUUUGUACAUUUUUAUUCUCCGUGCUUGUAUUGUUUACAACAAUAGCUAUUAUCAAAGAUGUAAUGAAUGUUUUAAUGGAAGGAAUACCCAAAGGUUUUGAGUAUUCAGAAGUUGAAAAUAUUUUCAUGCAGAUUGAAGGCGUCGUAAAAGUUCACAAUCUCAGAAUUUGGGCUUUGUCACUCGAUAAAACCGCACUCUCAGCUCAUCUUGCCAUUAAUCCUGGUGCCAGUCCACAACAUAUCCUUCGUACAGCGACGAGGAAUAUUCACGAUCGGUAUAAUUUCUUUGAAAUGACAUUACAAAUCGAAGAAUUCAAUGAAAAAAUGGAAAAUUGUAAGCAAUGUAAAUCUUUACAAUAAUAUUAUAAUUUAAAGAUAAAUUAAAUAGCUAUUGUGAAUUUAUGUUUUUUUUUAAUGAAGUGCGUAAGUAAAUAAAUAAAUAUAUGUGAUGAUAAUGAUAUUUAAUCUUAAGUCUAGAUUCAAAUGAUCAAGGUUGUUUGCUCAAUACAAUACCCAAUUUUUAGUUGGGUAGUAUUAUUAUUGUAAUAUUUAUGUUUAUAUAAAUCAAUUUUUUUUUCUUACAUAAUUAUGUUUAAAUCAACAACGUAAAAAUUAAAUACGCUGUGUUAAAAAUAAUUAAUCACUUAAUUAUUUAACCAUACUUACUGUAAUACAAUUGGUGUAAAACAGUAAAUGGGCAGUAUUUUUGGCUUUAUUAAAUAUAAUUAUUGAAAUCAA